AUGAUUUCCACCAACUCAACGUCGCUGCGACCCGGUCACCACCGCCGUCAACUCUCGACUCCAGCACCCUUCGACGCUGCAAUUAUACCGCAACCCAUGUCUGCAAUCCCAGCGCGCCGCACGCAUCGCCGGGGACAGACAAUGGAUUAUGGUUCGUACGGUCAACAGAUUCCCGCAGUUGACCGACGACAUGCCUCGAAGACAGUCCCGGAGCUUCGAGACUUCUUUAACGCAAAAUCAGCAGGUCUUCCUCAACAGGCACGGAAUGCGCAACAGUUCCCUGCCUACAUCCAACGGUCAGAGCAGUCCUUUAUUCACAAUGGACUCCCUGUGCCCCAACAACACUAUCAAUAUCAGUCAUCACCAAUGUGGAGCCAAGAGGAAUUGCAGGGACUAUACUCGGCAUCCGCUGCCUCGAAUUCCCCAGCAACAUCACUUGCCCCCGCUCUUUCGAGAUCCGCUAGUGAAAGCUCCGACAAGAAUGCUUCGUUGCAGAGCGCCCUCCAUCGCAUGCGCCAGGAGCGCAAUCUUUCAAUGAUGCAAAGAGAGCAGACCACCGGACACCCUCGAGUGAUGCAGCCACUCUCUGUUCAACCAGAGGGUAUCUCACCCAAGAUGAACCCUUAUCUUUCUUACACUUCCCCCCUCACCCCGGAGUCUACCCCGAUGAAGGGAUCCUUUGAUUUUACCAUGUACAGCAAUGACCAAACCCCCACCAAGUCCCAGAGCUUUUCAAUCCCCCGUACCCCUGUCAGCUCCGAAAUGCAGAGAGCCCAGUCCUAUCAGGGCGUAUCUCUGGCUAGUCCCGUGCAGCUCAAGCAUCAUAUCCCUUCCCCCGCCGAAUCGCCUUCUGUCGCCUUCGCCGAAUUGGCCGCAAUGCCUUCCCCAGGCUCUUGUGGCCUUUCUGAUGUCGGCGAGACCCCUUCUCUGGGUGGCCGCCAAGGGCGUGCCGACUCGAUCGAGUCCUCGCUCAUGCCAUCUGGGUCCGACAUGGAGGCCGAGCCCAUUGAUGACUUCGACCUCGAUGCUCGUGUCAAGGCGUCCGUUCGAGAGACGGGCGUCUCCAACGACGAAAUCAACAAGUACAUCUCCGGUCCCGAUCCUAAGGACGGAAAGUGGGUGUGCUUGUGGCACGAUUGCGAGAACUGCCGUUUCGGUCGCAAGGAGAACAUCAAGUCCCAUGUGCAGACCCAUCUCGAUGACCGACCCUACAAGUGCGAUGUUUGCGAUAAGAAGUUUGUCCGAGGCCACGAUCUCAAGCGCCACCUGAAGACCCACACUGGCAAAAAGCCGUUCGCCUGCCGAUGUGGUGCUAGUUUCGCUCGUCAAGAUGCUCUGACCCGUCACCGCCAGCGCGACAUGUGCGUUGGAGGCUACAAUGGCCAUACCUUGAAGACCACGAGACGUGGUCGCCCGCCCAAGAAGAACCGCCCCGAUAUCGAAACCCGCCAGACCAAGUCCACCCGUACCCGCCAACGCGUUGCCGAAAAGACCGAGUCUUUCACACCAAUCAAGACCGAGGGUGCCCUUCUUCAGGAGGCCCCCGUUUUUGCAUCGCCCAACUAUGCUCCAUCCAACAGCAUGUCCUCAUUCACGCCACCUACCUCCCCCGGCGCUAGUCUCAAUGACGUCCCAUCGCCACUGCCAGCUGGAAACUCGUUCUCGUCCCAAUUCGAAGAUGAUCUGCUUCCGCCUCUGUCGCCCCCACAAAUGGCCCACACUCGAUAUGAGCAAGCCAUUGCCCAGUUCAACCCAAACAUGGUUGGAGCGCCCUCUUCUCAGGAGUAUCUUUACAGUGACCCUGCCCUCUCCCCUCACGAUAUGUCCUCGCCGCACACCGCCCCUACACUGGCCGAGUCCUCCGUGGGCUCGGAGAUUGAUUUCUUCAUGACUCAAGAUCCAUCGGAGGAAGUGCAGGAAGAGUUCGGCAACAUAACCACCCAGACACUGUCCAGUUUCUCAAACACCUACUCUUAUGUCGAUUCGUCCGAUUUCCCCACCUCGUCGUUCUACACCGACAUGCCCGAGAAGACUUUCUCUGGCCUCAACCCUCUAGACGAUCCCUAUUCGGAAAUCGACUCGCUCUCCAAUGAGUUCCUGGUUGAUCCUUGA
Penicillium cataractarum is the source of this 2112-nucleotide messenger RNA. It is a transcript of the gene ace2, whose product is annotated as putative C2H2 transcription factor (Swi5). Gene Ontology annotation, molecular function: DNA-binding transcription factor activity, RNA polymerase II-specific; RNA polymerase II transcription regulatory region sequence-specific DNA binding. Gene Ontology annotation, cellular component: nucleus. NCBI's taxonomy places the organism in Eukaryota, Fungi, Ascomycota, Eurotiomycetes, Eurotiales, Aspergillaceae. The record is from RefSeq and is a predicted model, not a curated record. The coding region runs from base 1 to 2112 and encodes 703 amino acids. Gene Ontology annotation, biological process: regulation of transcription by RNA polymerase II. The transcript is spliced from 2 exons.